This is a messenger RNA of Dermacentor andersoni, 1974 nucleotides long. RefSeq names its product piggyBac transposable element-derived protein 3-like. The record is from RefSeq and is a predicted model, not a curated record. NCBI's taxonomy places the organism in Eukaryota, Metazoa, Arthropoda, Arachnida, Ixodida, Ixodidae.
GGUUUUUCAUUUCACCAAGUUACUAUCUUAGCCGCUUGGUGGCCAAAAGUUGUCUUUUCUGCACUUUGCAAAAUGGCGGCACCCACGUCUUCCGCAAGCUGCGCAAACAAGGCAUCCACUGCCAUUUCAACCGCAUUGUUCUAUUCCCUUCCAAAAGAGAGGCCGAAACGUUUUGUUCGUGCAAACCUGCUGGAUGUAAUCGACACUAAUGAGAGUGAUUUUUCUGCUGAUGAGGGAAGUGAAGAUGAACUGUCUGGAGACAGCAGUGGUGAAGAAUGGGCCGACUCAACUGAGGCUGACGAGGCUGAGGCAGAAGUUCCAAGCACGACAGAUUUUCCUGCAAGGGAUGGGAAAUCAAGUAACGCGAAGAAGCGGUACACAUGGCUGAAAAAGGAGUUCGAUAAUGAAGCAGUGAGUUUCCAGAACGACUUUCCGCUGCCACCUGCAGAGCCGCUGAGCGCCAAGCAAUACUUUGACAUGUUUGUUUCCCGUUCCAUGUUGAAAGCUGUCGUGGAUGAGAGCAACAAGUACUACUUUCAGAAACAUGGAACCCCCCUAAACCUCACUGUUGAGGAACUGACAUCUGUGCUGGGUAUGUUCUUCAGGAUGGGACUUGUAAACAUGCACAUGGUUCGUGCUUACUGGAAAAGUGGAAGUAGAUAUGAAUUAGUGGCCCAGGUUAUGUCUCGAAACAGGUUUGAGAAAAUAACAAGUCACUUGCAUUUCUUUGAUAAUGAAGCGGCCACUGAAAAAAUUAAAGAAGACAAGUGUUGGAAAGUGCGUCCAUGGCUCACUUCCUUGCGCAGCAACAUGAUUGGCUUGCCCCAAGAAAAAAAGUCAGCAGUGGACGAAGUCCUGAUCCCUUUCCGUGGACGUUGUUACAUUCGGCAAUACAUGCCUAAUAAACCUAAAAGCAAAUGGGGCCUGAAAGUUUGGGCGUGUUCUGGAGAAUCAGGUCUGUGCUACGAUUUUGAUGUAUACCAACGCUGCAACAAAGGUUUUUAUGGCUACCAGGAUGGCUACCAGCUGGGGUUGGGAGCUGGUGUUGUGCUCCAGCUGUGUUCGAGCCUUCCGAAGCGAGACGACAAUCUAGUCGUCGCUGACAACUUCUUUACUGGCCCUCACCUUGUAGAAGAACUCACAAAAAUGGGAAUCUCCUACAUUGGCACCGUCCGUGAAAACAGACUCAAGUGCGGCAAGUUAAUGGAUGACAAAUUGAUGAAAAAGCGAGGUCGGGGUACCUGCGAUACUUCCGUUGCCUCCUGUGAUCAAAAGACGAUGGUGGCCGUGAAGUGGUAUGACAACCGCUCUGUAACUCUCCUUUCCAACUGUAUUGGUACCAACCCGGUAACCUCCGUUAAAAGAUGGAAUAGCAAGGAAAAGAAGCAUGUCUUUGUAGACUGCCCAGCGAUCAUCCCUGCCUAUAACAGAUCGAUGGGUGGCGUGGACCUUCUUGACAAAAUGUGCUUCUCAUAUCGUUUUCCCAUCAGGUCAAAGCGCUGGUAUAUGUAUUUAUUUUGGCAUACGCUGAAGAUGGCUGCUGUUAAUGCAUGGCUCAUGCAGAAGAGAAUCCUUCAGCAGCAGGGAUCGUCGCCCCCGCCUUUGAGAGAAUUCCUCUCUGAGCUCGCUACAAGCCUUAUCUUGCACAACAAGCGACCACCAGGGCGCCCUUCAAUUGAGAAUGUCACACCACUCAAGAAAGUGUGCUUAAAUGUACCUCGUGACGUCAGAACAGACAGCAAGAAACACUGGCCCACAUGGAAUACACGACGGAACCGCUGCAAGGCAUGCCCAGGGGGGUACACGUAUGUCUCUUGUUCGAAGUGUCAGGUGAUGCUUUGUUUGAACAAGGAUCGCAACUGUUUUGUAAGCUACCACCGGUAGGCUGCCAACAGGCCUACUUACGCUUUGUAUUGUUUUCGAUGUGAUAUGCGCCAGAAGGGACGGUGCUUAUAAAAGAAGUCUUUCACUUGG